Messenger RNA from Haliaeetus leucocephalus (bald eagle), 621 nucleotides. RefSeq names its product chromosome unknown open reading frame, human C19orf71 (gene TEKTIP1). Bases 1 to 621 code for a protein of 206 amino acids. The record is from RefSeq and is a predicted model, not a curated record. NCBI's taxonomy places the organism in Eukaryota, Metazoa, Chordata, Aves, Accipitriformes, Accipitridae. The transcript is spliced from 4 exons.
AUGGAGCUGGGGGAGCACAGACCCUGGGUCCUGCAGAGUACCCUCGAGACAGAGUUCCCGUUGCCCCUGUACAGCGACCAGUAUAUAACGCUGUGGGGGCCACGCCAGGCCCCCCUGCUGAAGCAGGCUGUGCGCUGGAAGACCACCCCCAUAGGCUGGGAUGCCGUGGGGCAGAGCUGGUCCACGGGGCUGAACAGCAGGGACAAGGAGGUGGAGGAUCCCUGGUACGCCCUCGCCUCCGGCAUCGCCCACCGCUGCUGGGAGCGGGCCCACGCUGGCCAGGGGGAGCGGGAUCCUCUGCCCCCAGGUACGGAGCUGAGCUGUGGGUUUGAGCUCUGCUCCCUACCCCCAGCUUAUGCCCAGCACCUGCGGGAAGUGGCCUGGUGGGACCCCGUUGUCCCUGCUGCGUACCUGGGACCCUGCACCCGCUGGGGGCCCUUCCUCUGGCAGGAGAGACCCAUCCUGGGGAAGGAGUAUGUUGUCACCCGUAACCAGAGCCCCCGGACACAGGGGGGCAGCUCAGGGUACGUCCCUGCGCUUUCCUUCUGCCGCCCCCUCCUCACCACCCGGGACAUCAGGACCUGGAGCCUCCUCCACCACCAGCCCUCCACCCGCCAGUAA